CUCUGUGCGAAGUGUUGGAGACCUCUGGUUCCUGCGGAGCCUCCUUCAGUUCCUAAACGAUUAUCACGUCUUCUUGAAGUCUUGGAGAUUCCUGGGUCCUGCAAAGCCCUCUUCAGCUCCCGAAGGCCUCUGGAGAAACCCCCAUUGGAUUAACAUGUCUUCUCGAAGCCCCACGACUCCUAGAUCCAGUGCAGACGUCUCCAGGGAAUGGAAUCUCCUUAUGCAUUCUGGAGCAAGUGUCAUUUUCAAAAGCUAACCUAAGUGACAGUGUGAGGUAUAACGUAUAACAUAUAACAAUGCCUGUUGCUGUUAUUAGUAUUGUGUUGAAAGGUGGUAUGGCUCAGUUCCUGAGUGGAGCUUUGACAUUAUCGUUUAUAACCAUUUGCGCUCUUCCUUUACUUGCUGUACGCAAUUUGUGGAGGAAGAGAGGCAAGGACCAACCAAGGAUGGAAAUUCUGGACAACGAAGUGGCUGGUUUGCGCCGACAAUUGGAUGCCGCCCAGAGGAGGAACGACAACCUAAAGGAAAUUCUUUUGGAACGAGUCAGGAAGGAGUGUGGCAAGCUCUUGUCGACCAAAGAGGUGGAAAAUGCAGUCUUGCAGGUCCAAGACCUUUUGGACAUGGCCGAGGAGGCAGAGGCUAGAGUUCUGGAAGUAGAGGCCAAGAUGGAGGCUAUCUGCCUAGAGAACCAGAGCCUGCAGAGGAAGGCACUAGAGGACCAGCAGGCUUUGGCCAAUCAUCAGAAGGAAAUACUAGAAUUGAGAGAAAGUCAGGUUGCAGAGAAAAACGAUCUUUUGCAGAACAAGAAGGAUAUUACUGAACUGAAAAGACAAAACGCCUCGAAACAGGAAAAGUUAUUGGAAUAUGAGAGGAAGAUCCAAGAGCUACAGAAAGAAAUGGCUGGAAAAAAUGAACAGAUAGAGGGGCUCUUGGUGCAAGAUACCAACAAGCAAAUGGAACUGGAUGAACUUCGUAAGAAACUAGAGGCGAAGGCGAAAGAAUCUGUCAACUGCAAUGAAAUCAAAGAGCAAUUUGAGAAAAUAGCAGUUGAAAAACAACGAGAAAUCUGUGAGCUUCGAAGAGAGAUAGAAGACAGACAUAGUGAUAUAUACAAGCUUGUUUUUUGUGAGAAGGAAGUUCAGUGUCUCAAGAGGGAAUUAGAAGAAAAGCAAUUGGCUUUUGAUGAACUUGUAAGCCAAAAUGAAAGAAAUGAAAAAAAUUUAAUUGAAAAAGUAAGGGAAAAACAAAAAGAAAUUGAUAAACUUCGAAAGGACGUGGAAGACAGAGAGAAAGAGAUGGACAUGUAUUUUCAAAAGGAGAAGGAAAUGAAUGAUUUUAAGGAAGAAUUAAAAGACAAGAUAUUACUUUUCGAUAGAAUUUUGAGUCUAAAUGAAAGACAUGAGAAAGUAGUAGUUGAAAAACAAAAAGAAAUUAAUGAACUUAAAAAGCAAUUGGAAGACAAAGAUAGGGAAAUGGACAGGCGUAUUCAAUACGAGAAGCUCAACAAAUGUGGUCAGAUCACUGGAAAAGAAGACAAAGUAGAUCCUCUCGAGGAGGAACUUGGGGAGAAGGAACAACACGAGAUUGAAGAGCUCCUGAAGGAGUUGAAGAAGAAGCAGCGGGAGAUUGAGGAGCUUUCGUGUCAAAACCUGAGACAAGAGGAUGAACUACAAACGAAGCAGAAGGAAGUUGAACUGAUUAAGAACCUGAUGGAACAAGAUCGGGCCCAGCACUUGGAGUACGUUGAAUCUUGCUUUAAGGAAAUAAACGAGCGCAUAGGCAAGAAGAUCACAGAGAUGGAGGUAGAGGUCUUUUGUCUACGCGAAGAAGUUCAGCAGAAGAACAGAUUGCUGAAGGAACUUGGAGUCCCGUUGGAAAUUCUCAACGAGGAGCCGGGACAAGUGGAGGAUGAAAAAGGAAGCUCGUCUUCAACAGCUGGUUGCUGAGGAUGAGAUGCAAGACCAGCUGUGGAGACUUGAAAAGUCCUGUCAGCCCUGGGAGUCAGUCAGUCAUUCAGGUGAUGGGAAGCAGAGUGGCGCCGAAGGACCAGAGGAGAGGGAGAUCAAGGAUGUAGAUGUAUAGGUUUCCUUGAACAGAGCCAGAACAAGAGAGUAAAAUUAUACAGAGCAUUACCUCUGGAGUAAUAUGUAUAUGUAUGUAUAUUACACAUCACCACA
Molecule: messenger RNA, 2177 nt
Organism: Macrobrachium nipponense
Lineage: Eukaryota; Metazoa; Arthropoda; Malacostraca; Decapoda; Palaemonidae
Product: repetitive organellar protein-like
Exons: 1
Coding region: 297-1946 (549 amino acids)
Source: RefSeq, a predicted model, not a curated record